UCCGUCCAUCCGAUCGGCCGCAUCAGACCUACCGCCAUGGAUCGCGAUGUUCAUCAACGCUGCGAUCCGGAGGUGUUUAUCCAAACGCUGCGAUCCAGUCAUCACAGAUUCAAAAAGAAACACACCAAGUGCAUCGCUAUCCCUACUGAACAGAAGUAGAUCACGUCACUGAUCAAAGUGCUUUACUUCUGGCCGCUCCUGUCCCAAGAUGACACCGACAUGUUUGCUUUGUUCACAGUCUAGAAUCUUGUGCAUGGGUUUGGACACCACAACACGAAAUCUUGCUUAAGUUUGCCAUGUCUUCGAGAAGCUUUGACGAGAGCGUACCAUGCUCGUCGCUUUCGAGGUAAGCCGCCGAGGUAGGCGAUAGCAUUUGGCAAGUUGCUGAUGCGAGAGCGCGCGGCUUUCUCAUCGGCGCUACCUAUGGCCGCACCACACUGAAUGGAGAAGGGUUACAGCAUCAGGCCAUCUAUGCAUGUCAAUUGCAUAGUUCUCUAGUUGAUUCAUGUAUUGCCGACCAACACAAAUGAAGUCAGAUUUCCCACACUGUGCAGGGAAUCUGUAGUGAUGUUUGCCAGGAUGGGCAUUCUUUGCUCAUUGCUCUGACCUGUCCAGCCGCUUGCUUGGAUUGAUUAUGAUUACCAAAUUUCCAGGGCUCAGCAGCUGACUUGCGGCAUUUUGACCUUGCUUGCGUCCGCUGUGUUCAUCCGCUGCAGUUUGCAAUAUAGAUGCUUCCUAAACAAAUCCAUCAUGAAUUGAAUAGUUUGAUCGUGAAACAGUGCAGCUCAGUCCGAUAUGGACUAAAUAAAGUCCUACCCUACGCAAGUACCUGAGUGCCAAGCACAUGGAAGUUCAGAAAUCUACAAUUCUGGAAUUUGAAUGCUCGCGAUGCUCUAAUGGCUGGAUCCGAGCGUAUCGACCGCUGAACGCCGUCAACAGGGCCAUGCCAGUUUCGAGGCCCCGCUGUCUCGAGGGUCACGGUCUUUUGGGCUCAAUUGACUCUGCUGCAUACUGAUGAGCUGCAGAAACGUGCGUUUCAUGUAGCCGCGUGGGUUGCAGAGCUUCCAGCUCAGCAGAUGUCUUUGCAGUAUGAUAGCCUGUCUGCCGUGUCACUUUUGCAGCGGUACUUGCAGUCUGUCAAGCAUGCACAACCUUUGUGUGAACAUCUAUCACAAGUGCUGACGAGGAUUUCUGAGCGAAUCAACACAGAUUCAGAGCUUGAGAUGCAAUGGCCGGGCCUUUUGCAGGAUCUCAAACAUUUCGUUCCAGAAGCCAAGGCUACAAAAGGAGCCAGGCUGAUGAAUAAGGCAGUACAGUAUAUGUUUGGAGAAACACUACUUGUGAGACAAAGCAAGAGGAGUAUGUGUCUUCAUUGGAAGAGUCACUUCAAAAAGUGGAAGCUGAUGACCUGUGCCAGAUUCGCUCCAUUUUCCGCCGUGCAGUGGCUGCAUUGUCUCCACCUCAGUGUAUGUCCGAAGGUGCUGCACAGAUAGCGCCCGAGUCUUUGCAGCUAAAGGGGUCUAAACGAGAUCUUCAGUUUCGUCUCCGGAAGGUUGUUCUAGCAUGUUUGGAUUAUUUGGAGUUGUCUGAUUCCAAGGUUCAGCCAGCCUUGAAGCUUCUCAAAUCGCUCCCCUUGGUAAGUUUCAGGAAUUGAACGCAGGCGACAGAGCUCUCAAGAUUGGGUGUCG
Durusdinium trenchii is the source of this 1688-nucleotide messenger RNA. NCBI's taxonomy places the organism in Eukaryota, Dinophyceae, Suessiales, Symbiodiniaceae. The record is from the annotation of a GenBank genome assembly.